Oncorhynchus keta (chum salmon) is the source of this 6142-nucleotide messenger RNA. RefSeq names its product fibroblast growth factor receptor 1a (gene fgfr1a). The record is from RefSeq and is a predicted model, not a curated record. Gene Ontology annotation, biological process: multicellular organism development; positive regulation of cell differentiation; protein phosphorylation. The transcript has 18 exons. NCBI's taxonomy places the organism in Eukaryota, Metazoa, Chordata, Actinopteri, Salmoniformes, Salmonidae. Bases 800 to 3283 code for a protein of 827 amino acids. Gene Ontology annotation, cellular component: signaling receptor complex; membrane. Gene Ontology annotation, molecular function: fibroblast growth factor binding; fibroblast growth factor receptor activity; ATP binding.
CAGGGGGAGCCAGGUUUCUUCAAUCCGAGUGAUGCGAAAAGGCAUUUGCUAUGCGAUGCUUAGGGGGAAGGCUUCCACGAGUCCGGAAUCUCGUUGUCUAUGCAGUCAUUUGACCCAGGGUGGUGAGGAGAAGCCUGAGUCGAGAGAAGUUAGAUAGGCAUGAGCGCACAAUUAUUUUUAUUUUUUAUACAUUUACCCUCUGGUCUAUCGGACAGUUAAAUCAUAGUAAAGGAAUAUUUGAGCCGGUUUGCUUUUUCUUCGUGAGUAAAAUGGAUUUAUGAUAAAAGACGAACGGAUUUUCUAUCGAUUCUAAAAUCUAUUAGAACUGGAGUAGGCGAAAUUUGUGACAAAAGUACAACUAGACUCAAUCAUAUUUUAUUGUAGCCGAUGUAGGCCUAUGCUAAAUGUUUUCCUCUUUCUACGUAGCUACUGACAUUUUGAGUUCUAUGAUCUGGGAUUGGGGCACGCUUUUCUCAGGAGCGAUUUUUCUCUUGAUGCCUUGCGGAUUUUAUUUUAUUUUAGGCAAGUAGGGUAAACGUGGGUAAAGGCAAAUCUCUUCUAAAAGUUUCCUCUUGAUAUUGGAGCGUCUUUACGGGCUAAAGUUAACGACGUUGGAUAUUCAAGCUUUUGUAAAGUUUUAACAUCAAAUCUCGCACUCUGAGUACGACAUUUUUCUACGCUGGCUGUUUCGUCGACCCUCAAGAAGGUUGGCACAGUGAAUGGCUCAGUGCUGAUUCCCCAGCGGUCCCGAUGGCAUUCCAUUCACAGAGCAAUCAACAGCUGUAGCGGCCCUCACAGGAUGUUGGCGGUGCGGAGUACGCUGGUGGUUCUGGCCUUGCUUGCCCACAUUUUACCAUCCCAGGCCCGGCCUGCCAUCCCUGAUGAAGUCAUCCCUGUGCCACCUGUGGAAUUCCAAGCAGAGCGCUACACCCUUUACCCUGGGGACCGACUGGAGCUGAGCUGUAAAACCGAGUCAGUCAAUUGGACCAAGGACCAUGCAGUGGUGGUGGACGGGGAGCACACACGCUUACGAGACGGCCAGCUGGAGAUCGAGGGGGUGGAGCCGGCUGACUCUGGCCUGUACACCUGCGUCACCUUUGGCAACCACAGCUCUUACUUCUCUGUCAAUGUCACAGUUGAUAUCCUGGCAUCCUCUGAAGAUGAAGACGAGGAGGAUGAGUCUUCCUCAGAGGAGGCAAAGAUGUCGAGCAGUCAAAAGCUUUUACCAAUGGCCCCUCAGUGGGCUCAGCCCGAGAAGAUGGAGAAAAAGCUGCAUGCUGUCCCAGCCAGUAAGACGGUCAAAUUCCGCUGCCAGGCCAGUGGAAACCCCACCCCAACACUCAAGUGGUUCAAGAACAGCAAGGAAUUCAAGAGGGAUCAGCGCAUCGGGGGCUUCAAGGUUCGAGAACACAUGUGGACCAUCAUCAUGGAGUCAGUGGUGCCAUCUGACAAGGGGAACUACACCUGUGUAGUUGAAAACAAACAUGGAAGCAUCAACCACACUUACCAGCUGGAUGUUGUUGAGCGUUCCCCACACAGACCCAUCCUGCAGGCCGGACUGCCAGCCAAUCUCACUGCGGUGGUGGGCAGUGAUGUGGCGUUUGAGUGUAAGGUGUUCAGCGACCCCCAGCCUCACAUCCAGUGGCUGAAGCACAUCGAGGUCAAUGGGAGUCGCGUUGGUCCUGAUGGCUUACCCUACGUCCGUGUCCUCAAGCACUCUGGGGUCAAUAGCUCGGACACUCAGGUGUUGACCCUCUACAAUGUCACUGAGGAGGAGAGCGGGGAGUAUAUAUGUAAAGUGUCCAAUUAUAUAGGAGAGGCCAAUCAGUCGGCCUGGCUGACCAUCGUCAGGCAUGAGGCCCAAGCAGUCCCCCGCUCCCCACCACCCAACCAAACCUACCUGGAAGUGCUGAUCUACUGUGUGGGCUUCUUCCUCAUUGCUGUCAUGGUGGCUGUGGCCAUCAUCAUCAAGAUGCGCACCUCGUCCAAGAAAAGUGACUUCAACAGUCAGCUGGCUGUCCACAAGCUGGCUAAAAGCAUCCCCCUGCGCAGACAGGUAACAGUGUCAGUGGACUCUAGCUCCUCCCUCCACUCCGGGGUGAUGUUGGUGCGCCCCUCCCGCCUCUCGUCCAGCGGCUCUCCUAUGCUGUCUGGGGUGUCUGAGUACGAGCUGCCCCAGGACCCACGCUGGGAGUUGCCCAGAGACAGACUGGUGCUUGGGAAGCCCCUGGGAGAAGGCUGCUUUGGCCAGGUGGUGAUGGGAGAGGCUUUAGGGAUGGACAAAGAGAAGCCAAACAGGGUCACCAAAGUGGCCGUCAAGAUGCUCAAAUCUGAUGCUACAGAGAAAGACCUGUCAGAUCUGAUCUCCGAGAUGGAGAUGAUGAAGAUCAUUGGGAAGCACAAGAACAUCAUUAAUCUGCUGGGAGCCUGUACCCAGGAUGGCCCUCUCUAUGUUAUUGUGGAGUAUGCCUCCAAGGGAAACCUCCGGGAGUACCUGAGAGCUCGGCGGCCACCAGGCAUGGAGUACUGCUACAACCCUGACCAGGUGCCCAUAGAGAACAUGUCUAUCAAAGACCUGGUGUCCUGUGCCUACCAGGUGGCCCGCGGCAUGGAGUACCUGUCCUCUAAGAAGGUAACAUCAGGAUCCGACUCUACCUACAUCAGCACAUGUAUCCACCGAGACCUUGCUGCCCGCAACGUGCUGGUGACAGAGGACAACGUAAUGAAGAUCGCAGAUUUUGGCCUGGCCAGAGAUAUCCACCAUAUUGAUUACUAUAAGAAGACCACCAAUGGUCGUUUACCAGUCAAGUGGAUGGCCCCAGAAGCUCUAUUUGACAGGAUAUACACGCACCAAAGUGAUGUAUGGUCUUUUGGGGUGCUGCUGUGGGAGAUCUUCACCCUGGGGGGCUCGCCGUACCCGGGGGUCCCUGUAGAAGAGCUGUUCAAGCUGCUGAAGGAGGGCCACCGCAUGGACAAGCCCUCCACCUGCACUCACGAACUAUACAUGAUGAUGAGGGACUGCUGGCAUGCCGUUCCCUCUCACCGGCCCACAUUCAAACAGCUGGUGGAAGACCUGGACCGCACCCUGGCCAUGACGUCCAACCAGGAGUACUUGGAGCUGUCUGUGCCUCUGGACCAGUAUUCCCCCAGCUACCCUGACACUCGCAGCUCCACCUGUUCCUCUGGCGAGGACUCUGUCUUCUCCCACGAUGCUGGGGCUGAGGAGCCCUGCCUGCCAAAGUUACCUCCCCAUUCCAACGGGGUGGCCCUCAAGAAGCGCUGAUACCUCACUCCCCUCAAACACCCUGACAUUCCUCUUACUGUCGUUCCUUCUCUGCACCACUGGCCUGGUAUGAACUCUCCCAACCCUCCCAGAGACUAGGCAAAACACUGGUGGAGAGUGGGACAAAGCUUAAUUCUGAAACUUUUAAACGUACCGUUUGGGCAUCAAGGACUCAAGGCUGCAGCAGUUUCUUGGCUCGUGAUUGAAGUGGAUAUGUUUUCGGGGCACUUUGUAUUGCUGGGAUUGUCUUUCUUUUUGUGUCAAACGGUGCAUGAGAAGGAAAGACUAAUUUCUCCACUUUGGGCAUUCCAUGGAACAAGAUAAACAGACCGUACUAAACUGAAAGAAUUAUGAAUUGGAUGGAUCUGAGUUAGGAUUAUGUCUGUUGUAUUUUUCCAAUGUUCAUCAAUAAUAAAUGAAAUUAUUUUGCUUUUAAGACCAAAUCCAGAGAAUAUAUUAACAUGGGACAGUCAUACAGUGCCUUCAGAAAGUGUUCACACCUCUUGACCUUUUCAAAAUGUUGUUGUUACAAAGUGGGAUUAAAAUCGAUUGAAUUAUCAUUUAUUGUCAACGAUUUAUACAAAAUAGUCAUAUCUAGGUGGAAGAAAAAUAUUAUGGAAAAAUAUGAACAAUAAAACACUAAUAUACCUUGAUUAGAUAAGUAUUUGUAUUCCUGAGUCAAUACAUGUUGUAAUCAAACUUGGCAGUGAUUCCAACUGUUAGUCUUUCCUGGAUUGUAAAAUAUCUGCCCAUUAUUCUUAAAAAUGUUCUUCGUGGUCAUUCCUAGACAGUCAUUUUCAAGUCUUGCCAUAGAUUUUCAAGCCAAUUUAAGUCAAAACUGUAACUAGGCCACUCAGAAACAUUCAAUGUCAUCUUGGACAGUGUACUCCAGUGUAUUUUUGGCCUUGUGUUUUAUAUUAUUGUCCUGCUGAAAGGUGAAUUUGUCUCCCAGUGUCUGUUGGAAAGCAGACUGAACCAGAUUUCCCUCUAGGAUUUUGCCUGUGCUUAUUUUUAUCCCCCCCAAAAAGCUCUAUUCCUUGCCGAUGACAAGCAUACCCAUAACACGAUGCAGCCACCACCGUGCUUGAAAAUAUGAAGAGUGGUACUCCAUGAUGUGUUGGCUUUGCCAUAAACAUAACACUUUGUAUUCAGGACAUAACGUUGAAUUCUUUUACAUUUUUUUGCAGUUUUACUUGCAUGCAUGUUAUGGAAUAUUUUUCUACCUUUAUUUUAACUAGGCAAGUCAGUUAAGAACAAAUUCUUAUUUACAAUGACGGCCUAGGAACAUGACGGCAGAACAGGGGCAGAACAACAUAUUUUUAAUUUAUUAGCUCGGGGAUUUGAUCUAACAACCUUUCAGUUACUGGCCCAAUGCUUUAACCACUAGUCUACCUGCCUCCCCAGUUACAGGCUUCCUUCUUUUCACUCUGUCAUUUAGGUUAGUAUUGUGGAGUAACUACAAUGUUAUUGAUCCUCAGUUUUCUCCUAUCACAGCCAUUAAACUCUGUAACUGUUUUAAAGUCUCUUUUGGCCUCAUGGUGAAAUCCCUUUACGGCAACUGAGUAAGGAAAGACGUCUGUAUCUUUGUAGUGAUACACCAUCCAAAGUGUAAUUAAUAACUUCACCAUGCUCAAAGGGAUAUUCAAUGUCUGCUUUUUUAUUUUUACCCAUCUAGCAAUAGGUGCCCUUUGCGAGGCAUUGGAAAACCUUCCUGUUCUUUGUGGUUGAAUCUGUGUUUGAAAUUCACUGCUCGACUGAGGGACCGUACAGAUUAUUGUAUGUGUGGCGUACAGAGAUGAGGUAGACAUAAAAAAAAGCAUGUUAAAACACUUAUUGCUACUUAUUAUAUGACUUAUAAAGCAAAUGUUUACUCCAAGACUGUAGGCUUGCCAUAACAAAGGGGUUGAAUACUUAUUGAUUCAAAACAUGUCAGCUUUUCAUUUAUUUAACUUGACAUUAUGAGGUAUUCUGUUUAGGCCAGUGACACAAUCUCAAUUUAAUGUAUUUUAAAUUCAGGCUGUAACACAACAAAAUGUGGAAAAGGUCCAGGGGUGUAAAUACUUUCUGAAGGCACUCUACCUUGUAUAUGUUGGUGCAGUGGUCAGUUAUUUCAUUCAUAUUACAAUCUCCUUGUAAAUACAGUUAAAUUUAUAAAUAUGAAUAUAUAUUUACACAGCACUCUUUAUUUUUAUUACCAUGUUUUUUAUUUUCUUUUUGUACAAGGAAGCUUAUGUUUGAUCCAUUUGAGUAUAGUCCAUAAGGGGAGUUGCUACAUGAAAAUAACUAUAAAUUGUAUUAAAUAUUACUUGGCCAGUUUUUGCUAUUUCUACAUUUGUCAGCUUUGCUUUUUUUUUUUUUUUACCAUUAAUCAAUUGGCUGCUUAACCACUAGUGGAAACAUAUGUAUUUUCUAUCAAUCUUUUCAGGUCCAAAUGGUUUUUCAUGACAACCUGCAAUACAGCGUUAUUCUUAGCUCAAUGUCUGCAGUUGGUGUCGAUCAGAGACACCAGCAAUGUUCCUUUUACCAAACUCCAUGCUGUAGUUGUGCGUGCAUACAUAUGUUUAAUGUCUGAAGUGUAUGCUUGUGUACUUUGUACGUUGUGGGAGUGUGCGUGUGAGGGUUUAGUCUUUUAUGUACCUCUUCCCAUUCAUGAUCUGUCGUUUAUUUUAAGUAUGAUCACAACUGUAAAGAUUUCUAGUUGUUAACCAUGCUUAUUAAAAAGAACCAGAAUUCUAUGCUUUAGAUAACACCAUGCACUUUCAUUGUGCAUGCCUGCCAUGUAAUGACCGUAUCCUCUUCAUGCUUUAAACAGGAGGUCCGUUUGUUUUCAGGGAUCUUCUAAUAAAGGUUUGCAGAGGA